UAUCAGUGACCAUGAAGACAGUGUUGGCGAUACUUCUCAUUUGUGAGUGUCUACAUAGUAUAUCAUCUGCUCCUGCAACUGAUGAUGUAAGUAGUGAUGCACAUAGACUAGGAGAUUCGUCUAGGAGUCCUGCCCGUAAUUUCAGAUAUCCACAUCAUCAACCAUGGGUACAAAGCGGGUUUUCUGGGAUAAAUUUUGGUGAUUAUUCGAGAUUUAGUGAUGGUUUUCCAAGUGGAUUUCCAAGAAUAAAUAUUGGUGAAUUUCCAGACUUUAGUGGCCGUUUCCCAAAAAUAAAUAUUGGCGAAUUUCCAGACUUAAGUGGCCGUUUCCCAAGAAUAAAUAUUGGUGAUAUGCCAGACUUUGGUGAUGAACUAUUUCCAGAUGGCUUUCCAGAAAGAAAUGCAGGUGAUUUUCCAAGAACUCCAGGAGUGCAACCUGGAGAUGAAUUUAUUCCAGAUUCAUGGUUUGAAGGGCUUCCAACAAUACCUCCUAUGGAUAUCCCUGAUUUCUUUUCCAAAGGAUUUCCAAGAGGACCAGACUCUAAACCUAACAAUCCUCCUCAGCAACCACCAAGACAACCCAAUUAUGGACCUAACUACCCUACUGAAGAAACACCAAGACAACCAGAUAAUGGACCUAAUCACCCUACAGAGAAGACACCAAGACAACCAAAUCAUCCUACAGAGAAAUCCCCAAGUCCAAAUGAUGGACCCAAGCACCCCACUGAAGAAACAACAAGACAGCCAGAUAAACAAUUUGAAGAGCAAACCGAAGUUUCUGCUGAUAAGGGUACAACAGAAACUCCAGAUAUUUCAAGCACUACGAGCGAUCCUGACGAUGUUUCGCAGUGGAAAAGAUUUGGCAAACAUUCGUGAGGAGAACAUUCGUUUAACACCAAUCUUCGUAAGGAACGCCAAUCAACAAGUAUUUCUGUAACAAGUUGUUGCAUAGCAUAGAUUUUAUUUUCCACAAUGAAAAUUGUGAUAUCAUUUGAUAAGUAAAUAUGAUAAAAAUCCUUUGUAAAUAUAUUGUAAGUAAAAGUUGCCCCUCACUUUAGUUAAAAAA
Messenger RNA from Macrosteles quadrilineatus (aster leafhopper), 1065 nucleotides. Its product is annotated as proteoglycan 4-like. The transcript has 2 exons. The record is from RefSeq and is a predicted model, not a curated record. Bases 12 to 875 code for a protein of 287 amino acids. Lineage: Eukaryota; Metazoa; Arthropoda; Insecta; Hemiptera; Cicadellidae.